CCUCCGUUGAAUCGCAUGAUUCGUGUUUUGCGUUUUUUGGCAAACGACGACGACAGUCAGCCAAACGGAGAAAAGACAAAAGCGAUUGUGCAUUCAUCAAGGCCGCUGUAUCUAGCACCGCAUUUCAAAAUAGGAAAAAAUUGGCGUUUGAGUGAGAAAAGUUUUCGAUACAAUCUGUGAUUGGCUUGAUAAUUCACCUAGAAAUUUAGUAGUGAUACCAAUUAUUGAGAGAAAAUGACGGAUACAACAGUGUCGAGUAAAGCGGCCGAUGCACUCGGAUCGGAUUGGAUUAAAAAAGCCGAAGAUCAGGAAAUUUCAACACUGGUCAAUGAGUUGAGUAUCGAUAAAGGGAAAAAGGAUGUUGAAAGCCCAACAAAGGAAAAGGACCCCUCUUCAGAAGAGGCCAAUACUAAUACGACUUCAGUAGCUGCUGCGGUGGCAGCUGCGGAGCCGGCAGCUAAGGUGGAAGUAGCGGCUGCUAGUGAAAACGGAGAGACUGCCAGUUCUACAGAUGAAUCCGAGGCUUUCAAUCCUGCAGAUGCCAGCUUGCUGAUGAAAAUUAUUCGAAAAGGUUUGGUGGAAUCCAAGUUGGAUUUGGAGGUACAGCGAAAGGAUCCCACUUCCCCACUGUAUUCGGUUAAAACAUUUGAAGCUUUGCAUCUGAAACCAGAGCUCCUACAGGGAGUGUAUGCUAUGGGAUUUAACGCUCCGUCGAAGAUUCAAGAGACUGCGUUGCCAACGCUGCUGGCUGAUCCUCCGCAGAACAUGAUCGCUCAGAGUCAAUCUGGUACGGGUAAAACGGCUGCUUUUGUGUUGGCCAUGUUGAGCCGAGUCGAUCCCCGAAAGAACUAUCCACAGGUGAUUUGCCUAUCGCCGACAUACGAGUUAGCCAUCCAGACCGGUGAGGUAGCCGCCAAAAUGGCUAAGUUCUGUCCGGAGAUUAAGCUGCGGUACGCCGUUCGAGGAGAAGAAAUUGCCAAGGGUUCGAAGUUAACCGAUCACAUCAUCAUCGGGACGCCAGGGAAAUUGUUGGAUUGGAGCAUCAAGUUCCGUGCGUUUGAUCUGAAGAAAAUUACGGUUUUUGUGCUGGACGAGGCGGACGUCAUGAUUGCUACCCAGGGCCACCAGGACCAGUGUAUCCGAAUACACAAACAGCUGUCCUCGCAGUGCCAGAUGAUGUUUUUUUCGGCCACGUACGAACGGGAGGUCAUGGAUUUCGCCGAAUAUAUCGUUCCGAAUCCGAUCGUCAUUCGGCUGGCAAGAGAGCAAGAAUCGUUGGACAACAUUAAACAGUACUACGUGAAGUGUCGCAACCAGGACGAGAAAUAUCAGGCCAUUUCAAACAUUUAUGGAGUAAUCACCGUUGGACAGGCGAUUAUCUUUUGUCAUACGCGCAAAACAGCCAGCUGGCUAUCGGGAAAGAUGUCAACGGAUGGCCAUUCCGUAGCAGUCCUGUCCGGUGAACUGACGGUCGAGCAGCGGCUGGCCGUGCUGGAUCGAUUCCGUGCCGGUCUGGAGAAAGUUCUGAUCACAACGAACGUGCUAUCGCGAGGUAUCGACGUCGAACAGGUCACCAUCGUGGUCAAUUUCGAUCUACCCAUGGAUCAGCACGGUCGUGCCGAUUGCGAAACCUAUUUGCAUCGAAUCGGGCGCACCGGUCGGUUUGGUAAAAAUGGUAUCGCGAUUAAUUUGGUGGACAGCGACCGAAGCAUGGCGAUCUGUCGAUCUAUCGAAGCACAUUUCCAGAAAAAGAUUCAUUUGUUAGACGCUGAGAAUUCGGACGAAAUUGAGAAGAUUGGAUCAUAAGCUGCUGCAAACCCUCCAGUUCACUUGAUAUGGUGAAAAUACGCAUACGAAUUUGAUUCCACUCAAUUUUGACUACACGAUUACGGAGUCGAGCAGAAUAUAUUAAGUUUAUAAUUUCAGCAGCAAAA
Armigeres subalbatus is the source of this 1934-nucleotide messenger RNA. It is a transcript of the gene Dbp80, whose product is annotated as DEAD-box helicase Dbp80. NCBI's taxonomy places the organism in Eukaryota, Metazoa, Arthropoda, Insecta, Diptera, Culicidae. Bases 235 to 1806 code for a protein of 523 amino acids. Gene Ontology annotation, cellular component: cytoplasmic stress granule; nucleus. The transcript is spliced from 5 exons. Gene Ontology annotation, biological process: poly(A)+ mRNA export from nucleus. The record is from RefSeq and is a predicted model, not a curated record. Gene Ontology annotation, molecular function: ATP binding; RNA binding; RNA helicase activity.